UUUGCUUUGCCAUUAAAAGUAACAGGUUUCAAGCAGACUUAUAUCAAUCUUACCAUGGAACAAGUCCGGACAUUUGUACGCGAGACGAUCACAGCAUUCAAUGACAAAGACACUGAUGGCAUGCUUGACCAGAUCAUACUUGAAGAGGACAAUCCACGGUUAACUCAGCUACACCAAGCUCUGUACAACUCUUGUUAUCACAGGGUGUUAGAUAUCAAAACGCGCCACCGUCAUCCUAAUUGACCAACUUGGCUUUUUUCCCCAUGUUAAGGCGUCUUUCCUUACCCACGACAGCUUCUUGGGAUUUUUCUUUCUGUCAUUACUUUUUACUUAGAUGAGCGAGGAGUCAGUACGAACUGUUGUCUUGAAAACAAUGGGAGAUGAUAACCGUCCUCUGAGGGAUUUGAUCACCAACUACCUUAUUUUCACAAUCGCUUCUGCUUUGGAGACGUCGUCCAUGGUGGACGUGUAUGAUUUAAUCUCGGCAUGCUACAGGUCAUUUCUGUCAUUAUAUUCGGCUGCAGAUGCACAAUGGUUAACACCAUUACUUAUGAAUCUUUCAUACUCAUUAAUCAGAUGGGCCAAUUUUGCAGAUGAAGAACAGCCAAAUGCUAAAGAGCUUAAAAUUAGUGAUGCUGCAUCUUCAAGUCAUCUCUCCAAGGCAUUACACAUCGUCAUCGGUGAUAAAUCAACCAAUCAAAUAGAAAAUUCAAAGAGACGCGCUCUUUAUUAUUUGGCUAAUCUCACGUUCCGGGCAUAUUUCAAGCUGCGGUCAACCCGCCUCAUUCCUACUGUGAUGGCCAAUAUAUCCAAUGCUGGCGCAGCGCUCUCAGAAUACCCGAUGAGUGAACAAGUAACUUAUCGUUAUUAUGUGGGACGCUAUCAUCUAUACCAAUUGGAUCUGAGGCGUGCAGAGUCGGAUCUAGCGUUUGCAUUUAGAAAUUGUCCAGAUCUGAGUCAUGAUGAUGAGGACAACAAUGAUGGCAAUAUGAUAGCAUUCAAGAACGGCCGACUGAUCCUGAUCUACUUGACAGCCUGUCGACUUUGUUUGGGUCGCAUGCCUUCAGUACAACUCCUGCAGGAAUAUGGUCUCGAUACUUAUUUCGAGCCCUUAAAGAAGGCUAUCAAAUUAGGAGAUUUGAGCCUUUUGGAUCAGAAGCUCAUGUCGCCGGAACUGAUGAGCUGGUUUGUGGAAAAGGAAUUGUUUUUCUUAUUGAAGGAGAAACUUCAGGUCCUUUGCUGGCGAUCCCUGAUUCGCAAGACAUGCCUAGUAUCACGAAAGCCGACAGACCCUCCACAGAUGCGAGUUCAAUUGUAUGCAUUGUUGACUAUUGUUCGUGCGUUGACUCAGGAUGACUCGUAUGAUAUUUACGAUGUCGAGUGCAUCACGGCCUCUUUACUGGAUCAAGGAUAUAUUAAAGGCUAUAUUCAUUCACGAAAGAAAAUCCUCGUUCUUGGCAAGACCAAUCCAUUCCCUAUAGUUUACUCUGUUGGAGUCAUUCAAGAAGUUGCUUCAUAAGUCGAUUUUUUUUAAAAUCCUUUUGCUUCACGAAUCGUCUCAAUAACCUCUGUAUAAAAUACAAAAACGCAG
Molecule: messenger RNA, 1591 nt
Organism: Lobosporangium transversale
Lineage: Eukaryota; Fungi; Mortierellomycota; Mortierellomycetes; Mortierellales; Mortierellaceae
Exons: 7
Coding region: 335-1519 (394 amino acids)
Biological process (GO): transcription elongation by RNA polymerase II; post-transcriptional tethering of RNA polymerase II gene DNA at nuclear periphery; poly(A)+ mRNA export from nucleus
Cellular component (GO): transcription export complex 2
Molecular function (GO): double-stranded DNA binding; RNA binding
Source: RefSeq, a predicted model, not a curated record